This is a messenger RNA of Penicillium salamii, 1296 nucleotides long. The record is from the annotation of a GenBank genome assembly. NCBI's taxonomy places the organism in Eukaryota, Fungi, Ascomycota, Eurotiomycetes, Eurotiales, Aspergillaceae.
AUGGCUGCCUCUACGCGAGUUGUUUCCGUUCAGCGGCUCAGCCAAGGGCCCGGGAAUUUGUCUUUGGCCGAAUGGUGGACUCAAGAGCGUAACCAGCAAACGCCGGAAUCCAAGGCCAUCGAGGAAGCCGCGGAGCUUCUGCGAUCGAGCGAUCUCCCUGUCGCCUUUCCCACAGAGACAGUCUACGGGCUGGGUGCCGAUGCCACGCGCAGUGCUUCUGUCCAGGGCAUCUAUCGUGCGAAACAACGGCCCUCGGAUAACCCGCUGAUCAUUCACGUCGAUUCACUGGAGAUGCUGGAUAGACUGCUCAACCCAAGCUCUCACAGCAGCCCUAACUCAACCAAGACACCACCCAUCACGGUCCCCUCAAUCUACAAAUCCCUGAUCGACCGAUUCUGGCCCGGCGCACUCACAAUAAUUCUACCAAACCCCUCCGGAUCCGAACUGGCACCAGAAGUCACCUCAAAGCUGACCACCUUUGGCGUGCGCAUGCCCUCUUCACCCCUCGCGCGUCUCCUCAUCCACGCGACAGACCGUCCCCUCGCCGCGCCUUCCGCCAAUGCAUCCACCAAGCCAUCCCCGACAACCGCACAGCAUGUAUACCACGACCUCCACGGCCGCAUCGACCUAAUUCUAGACGGUGGUGCAUCAGGCGUAGGCGUCGAGAGCACCGUUGUCGACGGACUCUGCGACCCACCCGCCAUCCUCCGCCCAGGAGGCAUCGGCAUCGAAGAGAUCCGCAAAUGCGAAGGCUGGGAAAACGUCACAGUCGCCUACAAAGACGGCACACUGGACGUGAAAGAAAUCCCCCGUGCCCCAGGCAUGAAAUACCGCCACUAUUCCCCGAAAGCCCGGGUUGUCCUAUUCGAGCCCACAUCCAGCCCAAGCGGGGUGGUGAAACACGUCCAGCAUGACCUGCGAGACUCUGCCAUUGGCGCGCACAACAUUGGAAUCAUCCGCACGCGCAAUUGGAAACUGGGUCUGGAACUCGCCCCGGAAGCAGAAAUCGCUAGUACCGUCAAGCCUGUUUCUGCACCUAUUGAGGAUCUCAUCAGCUUCCCGAUCCCUGUGCAGGAGACUGGGAACCCGAGCAGUCGCACUAAAAUGGCUUAUGAUGUUUAUAUUGGGCCGGAUACUGCUUCUAUUGCGCAUGGGCUCUUUGCUGCGCUUCGUGCGUUGGAUGAUUUGGACGUUGAUGUGAUUUAUGUCGAGGGUGUUCCGGACAAAGAGGGUGAUCUUGCUGCGGCUGUUAUGAACCGGCUUCGAAAAGCGGCUGGGGCUGAAUUGCGAGCCUAA